Molecule: messenger RNA, 987 nt
Organism: Phaeoacremonium minimum UCRPA7
Lineage: Eukaryota; Fungi; Ascomycota; Sordariomycetes; Togniniales; Togniniaceae
Exons: 3
Coding region: 1-987 (328 amino acids)
Source: RefSeq, a predicted model, not a curated record
AUGGCCGAGCUCCCUAGCCCAAGUAUCGGCCAGGGCGGCGGCAGCAUCCCUAAACCUAAGUCAUCCAGCAACGGAGGCAACGAAAGCAGCUCCAGCGCCUUCAGCAACAUCAUUGGCGAAAUCGGCUCUGGCGGCAGCAUAGCACGCGCCCUAUGCUCCCUCGAGGGAAAGCCCGACAACGGUCACGGCGGCGAACUGAUUAUACGCAUCCUCAUGGGCGAUCACCUGGAGCAUCUCUUUGCCGCUCCGGGCUCGGGCCAGGUCAUCGUCACGAGACCGGAUUCCAACGACAUCCUCCCGCGUGAUUAUAUCCGCAUCCUGAUGGACCUGCCUGUUCGGAGCCCCGAUAAGCAGGACCUAUCCACCCGCCUUCGUACCCUCGCCAUCCCUAGCCCCCUUCACUACGCCCUCCCACUAUUCGAUGACGACGGCGACGACGACGGCGGCCACAGCGAGCCCGCACUCACGUGGGCCGUGCUCACCUCCGCCGCGUACCGCGCCAACGACGACUGGGGCCGCGAGUACCCCAAAGGUGAGAUCCUGUACUCGACGACGGCCGAGGCCGAGCCCGAGAUUGAAGGCCUGCCGCGCUUCGUGCUGCCCGUCGGUCGGCCGCCGGCCUCGGUCAUGACCUACAUCGUGGUCAUGGACAUCACGUCCCCCGACAAGCCCCUCUGGCUCGUCCACGACGCCUACACCUCCUGCGAUGACAAUGACCACGGCAAUCUGCCGGCCGAGCGGCUGGCCCCGAGAGGGCUUGGGUUUGUGGGCGAUACCGUCUUUGACGUCGCACCCCUAGCGAAGAGCGUCAAAGAGUGGCACGACUGGGCAAUCGCCAGCAGUGGCGAUGCAAGAGAGGCCCUGGAGCGGGUGAGGAGGCGGAUCGAGGCCGAGGGGAAGGUGGUGAAACCCCUGAUUUCCAUCACAUGGCACAAUCGAGUGGUUGAGGCGGUCAAGGAGGGCUACAAGCAGCACGCGGGCAAAUAG